Melanaphis sacchari is the source of this 1497-nucleotide messenger RNA. RefSeq names its product protein ALP1-like. The coding region runs from base 242 to 1471 and encodes 409 amino acids. The record is from RefSeq and is a predicted model, not a curated record. The transcript has 2 exons. NCBI's taxonomy places the organism in Eukaryota, Metazoa, Arthropoda, Insecta, Hemiptera, Aphididae.
CGAUGCUAGUUUACUAGCGACUAGUGAAACACCAUACUAUCUUACUAUCUCACUAGUAUAUAGUAAAAUAGUUAUUUCAUAUACACGAUAUUCAAAUACUAGUAGUUACUAGUAGUUAAAGUACCACUAGUACCAGUAGUCAGUACAGCCUCAUGACUGGUCAUCGUGAAGUACCCACUGCUGUUUGAUUUAAUUUGUUUUUUCAUCUAUAAUAAGUUUGUGAUAUAUUUGUGUUUAUGCCAUGGACAACAAAUUUGUUUUGGCGUGUAUACAUUUUCUGAGAACCGCAAUAAAAAUUGAACUUGAAAGAAGAAAAAAAACUAAGAAGAGAUUGUGGGUAAAAAAAUGGAUUUCUAACAGACAUUAUUUAGGAGCUUCUUCUACCUUACUUAAGGAGUUGGCGGUGGAUGAUCAACUGUCAUAUAGAAACAUAAUGCGAAUGAGUACAGACAACUUUGAAAAUCUUUUGUGUCUCACUAGAAGCAUGAUACAAAAGCAAGAUACAAAUAUGCGAAUGGCACUACCGGCCAAGUUAAAACUUGAGAUAACAUUACGUUUUUUAGCAACGGGAGAUUCAUUCAAGUCUUUACAAUAUUUGUUCAGAGUACCAGCAUGUACAAUUUCAAAAUUUUUGCCCGAAGUUCUUGAUGCGAUAAUAGAAGCUCUUAAAUCAUAUUUAAAGGUACCUACCACUAAUGAUGAAUGGGCAAAAAUUGCUGAAUUAUAUGAUAGACGAUGGAAUUUCCCCAAGUGUUGUGGAUCAAUUGACGGAAAACAUGUUCAAAUUAAAAAACCUAUAAAUAGCGGCUCAGCGUUUUACAAUUACAAAGGCACCUUCAGUGUUAUUUUAUUUGCCCUGGUAGAUGCAAAUUAUUGUUUCCGCUAUUUAGACAUUGGUGGAAAUGGCCGUGCAAGUGACAGUGCCAUAUUUCGAGACUCGACAUUAAAUAUAGCCAUGGAAAAUUAUACCCUAGGUUUUCCUGACGAACAUGUAAUAAUAGGAGAUGAUGCUUUUCCUUUGAGAAUAAAUUUAAUGAAACCUUAUAGCAAACGUAAAUUAUCCAAUAAGGAAGUAAUUUUUAAUUAUAGGUUAUCAAGGGCCAGGCGCGUAGUCGAAAAUGCUUUCGGAAUAUUAGUUUGGCGAUUUAGAGUAUUUUUAAGACCAAUAGAAUUACAACCAUCAACCGUGGACAAAGUUAUUUGGAGUGCUUGUGCUCUACAUAAUUGGCUACGGAUGACAAAUUCAAAAGCAUAUUUUCCAUCUAAUGCAGUAGACACCGAAGAUUUAAACACUGGCGCAGUUACUUCAGGGUUGUGGCGUGAUUUUACAAGUGGAUUGGCAUCAACAUCGCAAUUAGGAAGCAACAAUUAUAAACAAGAUGCUGAGAGUAUAAGAAAAAAAUACACAGAUUUUUUUUUCAACGAGGGUUCCGUUCCAUGGCAGUGGCAAAAAUGUGGGAUAACAGAUUAAUCAUGAAACUUAAUUUUAUACAUUAA